Chaetomium globosum CBS 148.51 is the source of this 153-nucleotide messenger RNA. RefSeq lists its product as uncharacterized. The record is from RefSeq and is a predicted model, not a curated record. Bases 1 to 153 code for a protein of 50 amino acids. Lineage: Eukaryota; Fungi; Ascomycota; Sordariomycetes; Sordariales; Chaetomiaceae. The transcript has 2 exons.
AUGUGUUGGCCCGACAGGAGAAGCUUCAAGCUGAGAGAGCUGCGGUUGCAGCGUUUCAGAGCUCCCGUCGGCAAGCAGAGGUGCUCCAAAUCUUGGCAAGGAAAGCCGCGGGCGCGAAAAAACUUGGGACGGAAAGACAAUGAGCACAUGUGA